Messenger RNA from Xenopus laevis (African clawed frog), 3063 nucleotides. It is a transcript of the gene xgb.L, whose product is annotated as myoglobin. The record is from RefSeq and is a predicted model, not a curated record. NCBI's taxonomy places the organism in Eukaryota, Metazoa, Chordata, Amphibia, Anura, Pipidae. Bases 1050 to 1652 code for a protein of 200 amino acids. The transcript is spliced from 5 exons.
AGUUGCAAAUUGUCUUAGAAUAUAACGCUCUUCGUCAUGCUAAAAUUCAGCUCAACGGUGAACUACCACUUUAACUUACAUGGUUAGUAAUUCAAUUUUGCGCUGAUUAUUCCUAACGAUGCCCCAGCUAAUGGCUUAUUAAUAACCCAAAGUGCUUGGAGCCAGACAAAUAAUGUGCUUCUAGUGCUCAAUGUGAUCUCUAAUAAGGGCUAUGGCGCCCCACUUCUAUACAUUGUACAUUGGAAUAGAGAGGAGAUGGUAAAUGUGCUGUCGCUAGGGUUGCCACAUUUUCUGGAAAAAAAUUACCGGCCUUCCUAUGUAUUUAUCUUUUUACCCUAUUAAUAGCAUUGGGAUCAACUAGCAUUUUUGCCGGCCAAAUACCGGGCAGGUGGCAACCCUAGCUGUCGCCCAAAUUCAGGGGUUAGUCAAAAAAAAGGGGAACAUGUCUCUUCCCAUAAAUCCAUUGUGCCUGGCUCGCUGACAUUCAGAGCUGCACUCUACAGGUUACCCUCAUUAUAUGCCUGAGUCUGAGGCUCAUAAUCUUGUUUACUUAUUGACUGCAAUUGAGAUCAGCAGAGCACCAGCCGCCCCCAGUGACAGGCAGAUUCAUCCCCUUUUGUUUGGACUCCAAGUGACAGAGGCCAUUGAUUGGGGGCUGAUCUGGCUGCUGUCAGAAUGGCGACUCUUUAUAAGCAGGCAGUUUGGUGACUUGCUCACGUCCUUCUGCCUCUAAUGGGUUAGUAGCUUGUCAGCCUUUCCUCCCCUGGAGCCAUGACAGACGCACAACAUGUGAGGAUCUCCAGCAGCCACACAUUGCCUCCUCCUCGUCACAGCUGGAGCCUCAUGAUUCUGAGAGGAGACAAGACGAAUACUUAGGGCUGCAGGAGUCACUAUGCACUUAGUAGCACCCUGCAUGGUGGCAUCUCAUCUCAGGCCAUUGACAUUCAAAUAAUCAACACUAAUCAUUGGCUGCUUCCCAGUCUGACGAAGGACCUUACACCAUGGUGUCUUUAUGAGUCUCUGCUAACAUCUUGGGAGUCUGAGUAAUAAUGGGCUGUAUCCUAUCCAGCCUGGGAUGGCAGUGGAGAGACUCUCUUAACCAAAUAGACACCUCAUCUUCAUUGCCAACCCUCAACCUGUCUCCGCCGCAGCAACAACUACUUGUUGAGUCCUGGAGGCUGAUUCAGCAUGAUAUUGCCAAAGUCGGGGUCAUCAUAUUUGUCAGGUUAUUUGAGACUCACCCCGAGUGCAAAGAUGUGUUUUUUCUCUUCCGUGAUGUGGACGAUUUGCAGGGACUGAGGGACAACAAAGAUCUAAGGGCUCAUGGGCUGAGGGUCCUGUCAUUUGUGGAGAAGAGUGUUGCCCGGAUUGCAGAUUCUGCCCGACUAGAAGAGCUGGCCAUGGACCUUGGCAGAAGCCACUACAGAUACAAUGCUCCUCCCAGAUACUACCAGUACGUGGGAACUGAAUUUAUCUCUGCAGUCCGUCCCAUGUUACAAGACAAAUGGACACUGGAGGUGGAGGAGGCAUGGAAGGGCCUGUUCACCUACAUCUGCACCGUGAUGGAAAGAGGAUACCAGGAGGAAGAGAAGAGGCACAAUGAUGGAAGGAGCUUGAUAGAUGGGCUACAGGGGAGUAAAGGGUUAAUAUAGUGCAGUUCGCCAGCUAGCCCAUCAUAGCAGACAUCUGCAGCCCAACCAUGUACUUGUAAUACAGAUCUCCAUCAUGCCACGAAAUGAAAAGCCUGUAUAUACCCAACUGAUCUCUCCAGCUUUACUUGCACAAUUCAGAAUCACACACUGCUCAGACUUAGCGGGGGUUAUUUAUAAACACUGGGCAAAUUUGCACAUGGGCAGUAACCCAUGGCAACCAGAUUGCUUUCCGUGUUCAACCUACAGCUGGCUGAAAAAAAAGCUAAUCACAGAUUGUUUGCUAUGGGUUACUGCCCAGGUGCAUAUUUGCCCAGUGUUUAUAAAUCAGCCUAAUGUUCCUAUAGAUCUGCAUCCAUCAAAUAUGCAAUGGCGACAGACAAAACCUUUAUAACCCCGAACAGCUGAAUUGCCCCACCAGUGGCCAAAUGAUAAAGAAUGGAGCUAUGCUAGCCUCGAUAUACUUGCCCAUAACUCCGAUUUUACUCACAAAGGAACAGUUAUCAAAACAGAUGCUUAAAAGGAGAGACACAAAAAAAAUAUAAAAUAAAACCACCCUACCCACCCCAGCCUAGCUGCUACCCCGGGCAAAUGUCCCUAACUUUAUUUGCAGAUUCAGGGAUCGGAGUUCACGGCAGCCAUCUUCCGGGUCUUCAGUAAUCUGAGAACGAGACAGACGCCGGUCUCGUUCGGCACAUGCGCACCUGGAGCAAUUUCCCGGUUCACGGCAACUGCGCAUGCGCCGAAAUUGCCUGAAGACUGACGUGAACUCAGAUACCUGAAUCUGCACCGAGGGGUAAGUAAAAAGUUUUUUUUAAUAAGGGGUGUGUUUCUCCUUUAAUAUUCACCCCUUUGUAAGCAACUAGAUAAAGAGCUGUACAAUCUGCUAGGGAUGCACUUUAUCCACUAUUUUGGAUUCUGCAUAACCCCCGAAUCUUGUAAAAGAGUCGUCCGAACCCUAAUUUGCAUAUCAGCAAAGGGAUGUGGGGGCGGGAGAGAUUUAUUUAUUUAUUUAUUUUUUUACUUCCUUGUUUUGUGACAAAGUCAUGAUUUUAAGGUUCAGUUCGGCCAGAAACACGGACUCAUCCAAAUCCUGCUAAAAACAGGCUGAAUACCAAACAGAAUCCUGGAUUUGGUGCAUCCCUAAAUUCUGCUCCUGGCUUGAACUUUCUCGGACAUCUACAAUGCCAGAAGACAUGAAAAAAAAAAAUUCUCCAUCAGAACAGCAGUCUAUAAUAAUUGAACUGAAAAUUGAAGCGAUUAGGUUUUUUCCAAAGUACCGCCCCGCCCAUACUGAAUAUGCCAUUGUGUUUGCUGUGCCAGUGAUAUUAGCCAGACAACAGAAAUCUCUUUAGUGGUUGGUGGGUGACUUCUGGCUUUGUGUUGAGUCCUAUUAAAUAAACCUUUUCCACUA